Messenger RNA from Pichia membranifaciens NRRL Y-2026, 820 nucleotides. RefSeq lists its product as hypothetical. Gene Ontology annotation, molecular function: S-adenosylmethionine-dependent methyltransferase activity. The record is from RefSeq and is a predicted model, not a curated record. Lineage: Eukaryota; Fungi; Ascomycota; Pichiomycetes; Pichiales; Pichiaceae. The transcript has a single exon. The coding region runs from base 53 to 802 and encodes 249 amino acids.
GUCUGUGGCGUCGACGCACAACUGGCGGACGGUGCACACAUGUCUGCCACAGAUGGAGCAGGCUCUCCGCAGCAGCAGGGAGAUGCGGAUCCUCGACGUCGGCUGCGGCCCCGGCUCGAUCACGCACGACGUGUUUGCCAGCUACGGCGAGUCCAACGCGGUUGUCGGGCUCGACACGCCGGCCGAGUUGAUCCAGGCGUGCCGGACCAAGUACUGCAGCGGCGGCGACUCAGCCGUCGACACGACGAACCACAACACGCUCAAGUUCGUGCAGGGGUCCGCGUACAAGCUUCCGUUUGCGGACGGCGAGUUCGACAUCGUCUAUUGCCACCAGGUGUUGAUCCAUUUGAAGGACCCCAUCGCCGCCGUCAGGGAGAUGCUGCGGGUCUUGAGGCGCUCGGAGGGCAAUGCGCUUUUGCCUUCGUAUCUCUUUGUCUGCGAGGGAGAAAAAAGGUCUUUCUUUUUCCACCCGUUGAGCUACCAACCGACCCUCACUGAGUAUUUGAACGUCGAGGCGUCCAAGUACACGAGGGAAAGCUUUGGCCUCGGCCUACUCGAACUCUUCAGGUCUGCCACGGAGGACUCGCUACGCCACCCGAAAAGUGUCUCCUUGGACACCGUGUCCUGGUGUAUCAGCGACGAGGCGUUGAAAAAGCACUUCGCUUCGAUGUACGUCGACAGAAUAGCCUCCCGGAAAGACGUCCCCGACGUCCAGCGCUUCAUCGACGCGUGGACAAACUGGUCCGAGGACCCUGUAAGCGCUGCUGCAGCCAUGAACGGCAUCUUGAUUGUCGUAUACUAGCCUUCCGUAGCCGUGUAU